Molecule: messenger RNA, 408 nt
Organism: Priceomyces carsonii
Lineage: Eukaryota; Fungi; Ascomycota; Pichiomycetes; Serinales; Debaryomycetaceae
Exons: 1
Coding region: 1-408 (135 amino acids)
Source: RefSeq, a predicted model, not a curated record
AUGUGUAUGAAGAAUCCCAGGACAACGGAUAAAAUGAAGUCUAUACCAGUUUCACAGAUUCCAAGCUCAUCCAUGAGUUCCUUCAUAGACAACUCGAAUGUUGGGCAAGUUGAAUAUACAAAGAAUGAAGGAGAGGACGAACCUUACAAAAAUAAACCUGGCAUAAAGGCUAUAGGAGUAUAUUUCGGCAACGACGCCGCUACAGCAUAUCUGGAUGAUGGAUCCGCACGUUUAUUAGUCAAAUCGCAGCCCGUUUAUGGGUCUGAACUACCACCCCCCGUGACAUACUCACCUAGAAGUUCUAGGUUAAGGCCACUAGUUCUUUCUAUGGGAGUGAUAAUAUUUGCUCUAGUGGUAGUAAUAUUAUACCUAUUGAACGCUUGCAAAACGACUUCGUCACACGUUUAA